Messenger RNA from Bicyclus anynana (squinting bush brown), 597 nucleotides. RefSeq lists its product as uncharacterized. NCBI's taxonomy places the organism in Eukaryota, Metazoa, Arthropoda, Insecta, Lepidoptera, Nymphalidae. The record is from RefSeq and is a predicted model, not a curated record. Gene Ontology annotation, cellular component: transcription regulator complex; nucleus. The transcript has 2 exons. Bases 1 to 597 code for a protein of 198 amino acids. Gene Ontology annotation, biological process: regulation of transcription by RNA polymerase II.
AUGACGACGAAAAAUAUAAACGUUGAAAAUUUAAUUUCUCUUGUCCAAAAUCGGCCAGUUUUAUGGGACAAAACUCUCGAAAUAUACAAGGAUAAAAACUUGAGAACUGCUGGCUGGCGAGAAAUAUGUAUAAAUUUAAAUGAAGAUUUUGAAGAAAUGGAGGAGAAAAACAGGCAGGAUUAUGCUAAAUCGAUCGUAAAGAAGUGGACUAAUAUUAGAGACAGCUGGAUGAGGAGUAUUAAUGAGAAAAAGAAAUCAAAAAAAUCAGGAUCGUCUGCGACAUGUCCGAGAGCCUACGUUUAUCAUCGUCAAAUGUUGUUCUUAAAAAAAAUUGUGUCGCCAGCUGACACACAUGAUAGUGCAACUAUUGUUACACCAAACCCAGCAGACGAUAGUACAGCCGCUACAGUUACAUCAGAUGUUACCCAUGACAGUGCGAUGGCUCAGGACAAUUUAGGGCUUGAACACAAAACUGCGAUGCGACGCGACGCGAAUUCGCAACGCAGAAAAUUACGACACGAAUUGCUGCGACGCGAUUUCGUGCGGCAAGGCGUCUCCCAGGGUGACCAUUCCUUCUACGACCGUCAACCGUACUAA